This is a messenger RNA of Myotis davidii, 817 nucleotides long. RefSeq names its product lymphocyte antigen 6 complex, locus G6C (gene LY6G6C). Lineage: Eukaryota; Metazoa; Chordata; Mammalia; Chiroptera; Vespertilionidae. Bases 88 to 462 code for a protein of 124 amino acids. The transcript has 3 exons. Gene Ontology annotation, cellular component: external side of plasma membrane; protein-containing complex. The record is from RefSeq and is a predicted model, not a curated record.
UGAAAAGGCCACCCAACCCCCGGAGCUGAGUCCCCGAAAUCUGCUCUGUCGGCUGCUGCAGUUGCUACCAUUCUCAGGACCCUCACCAUGAAAGGCCUUCUGCUGGUCGCCUUGUCUUCUUUGCUCUGCUGGGUCUCAGCUGACAUUCGCUGUCACUCCUGCUACAAGGUCCCUGUGCUGGGCUGUGUGGACCGGACGUCCUGCCGUCUGGAACCAGGACAGAAAUGCCUGACAACAAAUGUGUACCUCGGCAAGAUGUGGGUUUUCUCCAACCUUCGCUGUGGCACACUUGCGGAGCCCUGUCAGGAGGCCUUGAACCAAAGCAACAACAAGCUGGGCCUGAUCUAUAACACCACCUGCUGCGAGAAGGACAACUGCAACAGCCCUGCCCCUCGGCCCGCCCCGGCCCUGGGCCUGGUCCUCACCUCCGUGGCGGGCGCCGGCCUCUCGCUGCUGCACUGACACUCACCCCUGCCCUGCCUCAGCCGGAGCCUCUCCCUGUGCCUCCGGACCCCUGGCUGCCCACAGCGGCCUCCCCUAGCUCCCUUUGCUCGGGAAACAUUUCUCAGACCUUCACAUUUCUUUGAUUGGACAGCAGUCGCCCUAUCGGUCAUUCUACCCACACCCUCCUCUCGGCUCUGCCGAGUCCCUUCCCGCUUCCCUCCAGCUCUCCCACGGCCCCAGAAGGGCUCCCCUUUGGGCCCUGCUUAGGGAGGACUUGGGGUCCGGGCCUGUCCCCCGUGAUGGCUCGAGAGAAGACCUGAGGACCUUGCCCUGCUCACCUCUUCCCAUUUUGAGUAAUAAACGCUUGUGUCUG